Molecule: messenger RNA, 3055 nt
Organism: Strongylocentrotus purpuratus (purple sea urchin)
Lineage: Eukaryota; Metazoa; Echinodermata; Echinoidea; Camarodonta; Strongylocentrotidae
Product: N-terminal EF-hand calcium-binding protein 1-like
Exons: 11
Coding region: 102-1067 (321 amino acids)
Biological process (GO): regulation of amyloid precursor protein biosynthetic process
Cellular component (GO): cytoplasm
Molecular function (GO): calcium ion binding
Source: RefSeq, a predicted model, not a curated record
GGACCACGCCCCUUUUUGUGUCAUUCAAUUUUAUUUUUUGUUCAGUUUCCACCACAACAAAUUCGUGCUGCUAAUCCUUCGUAUUUCAUUUCAUUGUCAUCAUGGAGAAAGGGAUGACUGUUUUCCAAGAUGUGUUCAGAAGGGCUGAUAAAAAUGAUGAUAAUUGCCUCUCGCUGGAGGAAUUCAAAUCUUACUUCGGGGAUGGCAUACUGACUGCAGAUGAGCUGGAAGAGUUAUUCAAUAAGAUAGACACACACAACACCAACAACAUUGAUGUCGGGGAGCUCUGUGAAUAUUUCUCAGCUCACCUGGGACCAUUCAAAGAGAUCUUUGGGGGAGUGGAGGACAUGUCAGUAUUUGUUUCCUCAGCACUACAGCAAACAUCACAGGUAUAUCCUGAUAAGUCUUUUGAUGAUCAGUUCACUGUGCGCGUCCUGCUGAAGGAGGUGUCGGGGCAGCUGUCGUCAUUGAUGAGAAACAUUGAUGCAGCCUCAGAUCACAUGGAGAGAGAAGCAAUGACAGACAGGGCACCAAUAUCUCAAGUAGCCAUCAUUGAGCCAGUGGUCAGUUCAUCAGCAGGAUGGGUGGCCAGGAGGGCCAGACGUCAACUAUCCACUCAGACCAGUGUACCAGCUGAUGGUAUUAGCUCUCUGACCUCAGAGGUCAAUCGUCUGGCUUGCCUUUUGACCCGCCUAGAGCAAAAGGUCAAGAUCAAUCCUGUGGAUGAGGAAAUUGUAUCUGAUGAAAGCAAGGCCAACUUGGCUUUCUUGGUGAGCAGGAAGUUUACAGCCAUUGAUGAAAAGGACAAGGAUUUUCGCAGCAACCUUAGGACUUAUGUCGAUGCAGCAGGGAAAGUUGACGGAUGCACUACUGUGAGUGUAAGGGCCUUCGCUGGAACCUCACAUUAUGUCAUCUAUGAGAUCUGGGGGACAGAGGAAGACUGGAAAACCCAUUUUGCAAGUAAUGCUUCUAAGACAUUCCGUCGUGAGAAUGUGGAUCUAUUGGAUCGACCGGAGCAGCUUACAUCCAUGGCCAUACCAGCUAAAUGGAUCAUGACACAAGAUUAAAUGUUGGUGAGCAUACGAAAAAAACGCCAUCAGCAUAUUUUGAUUAUCAACAGCAUUAAAUGAAAGAAAAAGUGAAUGAUACUUCACACUGAGCAGUCAUUAUAUUCCUCCUUACCGGUAUAUCUGUAAAUUAUGGAAUAUCUAAAGGGCAUUUUUGAAAUACCGGUACGUGAUAUAAAUCAGAGAGAUUGCUAAACAUUGUAGACAAAAUUAAAGUAUUAAUGGUAUACAAAAGUAGGGAUAUUACAAAAUCAUAUAUGCACUAUAAUUGCCCCUUUGUUUUAUGAUUUGUAUCUAUAUCCUGUGUGUAAAACAUAUUUAUCUUCAUACAGUGGACAGAAGACCAAAUUGUUAUAUGUAAAAACAGGCCGGAAUUUUGACACAUAACUUGAAAUAUUCAUGUAAGUUUAUGUAGAAUAGUUGAAUAGAAAUACCGGUAAACUAUGUACAUGUCGUCCCUAUUUUCACGAAGUGACGGUAGUGAGGAAAAUCGUCACGCAAAGUGAAUGCAAUUUUUUUUCACUACCGUCACUUCGUGAAAACAGUGACGAUGUGUUUAUACUCCAAAGUACGUUUCAAUAAUGUUGCAUUCUGGAGCUUAUACUUAGAAAUAUGCAAAUGAAGUUACAUGUAUCUUGUAGUCUGAGACUUCACUUUUUUGUAUUAUAUGCAGCAAUACACAUUAACUUUUUGUUUUGAUUAUUUUGAUGACCCUUGAUAGGAAUUCAUUCUAUCUUUUGAUGGUUUACAUACAUGGGUAUCUUGAACAAAAAUAAAGAGGACCAUCUGCAAGUGACAUUUGAUACACAACUUUAUCAUAUACCGGUAGGUAGUCUUUUCAAACCAGGGUGCUCCAAUUAAAUUGCUAGAGUUUAGUUGCUAAUGGCCAGUUGGGAGCAAUGUCAGUUAAUACUUUAAAGUCAUCCUUGCCUAGUGUAGCUUAAAUCAAUUUCCUAUCAUGCAUUUCUUUGUAUAAAAAAUUAUUACAAGUGCAUGUUUAAAAUAAGAUUUUUGUAUGACAUAUACAUGUAUAUAUAUAUAUAUAUAUAUACCUUUAAUAUGUUUGAUAUAUAUUUAUAUUAUUUGUAUGGUUUGGGGGCCAGUAUGAUACUCUAGUCUAGCUUUCUAUGAUUUGUACUAUACAGAUGCAACUGUAAAGCACAAAUCUGACUUUGAUAGUACUCGUUUGUAAAUAUUUCGAAAUACACUAGGAUUGAUAACGCCAGUGUGUAUUAGGUAUGUCUUUUAUUGCACAAAAUGUAUUUACAUCGCAAUACUGCACAAAUAAUUAUUUCACUUCUAAAGUAGCGUAUCGAUAUGUAUAGGUAUAUGUGAAACUAACAAGUGCUCUUGCUUCAAGAAACUAGAUCUACGUGCUUUAAAGAUUAAAGAUAAUGGUAGCAGAGUGUGAUUCUUUAUUUUACCUUUAAUAUAGUUUUGAUGUGGAAUGGCUCAUACAAUGUAAAAGUAUGAAAGGUUUUAAUUAUUACGUCAGAAAAUAGUCUUGGUAAAUAAAUUGUUAGAAUAAUCGAUUUCGUAUCCAUCAAUAUCAAACCAGUACUUAAAAUUAUUUUGAAGCUCAGUUGUAAAGAAGAGUUCUAGUCUUGAUACAUGUAUUUAUAAGGUGAAAUAAUUAUUUCCAAUCAUAUUAAUAGCAAUACAGUUCAGUAUCUGAAAGGUUCGAGUAUAUCUUUUGUAUUGUAGGUUUUUGUUUGUUGUUGAAACAGUUCAUUCUACUUUAAACUUUCAUUGAUCUUCAUUAUGUAAUAAAAAUCAAUUACUUUCCUUUUAAUCCUUCAUAUUCAGAUGUCUUUCACCUGUAAUUUAGCACUUUAGGAUAAAUUAGGUACAUUAUGGAGGUAACGAACUUGUGUCUGCUUUAUUGUGAUGUGUCUGUAACUAUUGUGUGUGAUGAAAUAUGUCUGUAACUAUUAAAUAUAAAAGGUAUUUUAAAAUUUAUUAUUAAAUGAUAGCAGUUGAUAUCUUUA